UUUAAUCUUUCAAGAGUUUGUACUCAUUUCUAUUCAGGAAUUGCUUUUCUCUUUGAUCUUUUCCCUUUUAUCCUUCUAUCUGAUUUCAACUUAGCAAAAAUGAUGGUGUACAAGAGGCAUCUUGAUAAGAUAGAAAAGGCUCUAGAAUAGGUCUUGGAGGCUGGGAGGCUCUUCUGUAAUAUUCUUCAGGCUAGACUAGGAAAAGGAUUUCAAACCAGUGUUCACCAAAUCCCUAUUAUAAGAAUUACCAGAGAUGCUUAUUAAAAAUACAAGUUCUUAGAUACCUACUUAGAUCUAUUCAAUAAGACUUUUCAAAGCAAAGGCCUGUAAAUUGUGUGUGGUGUGUGUGUGAAUUGCUGUGAAAAUUUGUAGUUAUAAGUAUAUAUACAAAUAUAAAUAUAUAUGUAAAUAUAUAUAUCCCUAAGUGAUUUUUAGCAUCAGGGAAGUUUAGUUUAUGUAGGACAAGAUUAAGAUUCCUUCCAUCUCUGAUACUAUUCGAUUUUAUAAAUGCUAGCAUGGUAUUGCCAUAAUCAAAAGAAGAAUUUCACCUAAACAAACGAGUAUCAGAGAACCAAUGCCAGUACUCUAAAGUCUGGUAUUUAGGGCACCUAUAAGCACAAAUGAAUUGGUGCCUUGCCUACCAGUGCUAUUCCAUCUGCUCUGAGAGAUCAAAUGCUAUUCCAGAGGUACAAGGCCAGAGCAGGGGGAGCCGGUGAUAUAAUUAGAUCUUAAAAGCAUCUGUGCCUCUAGUGGUUAAUUUGACUAGUAAGUUUUGACUGUUCAUCUGUUUUGUAUCCAGAGUCAUUAACCAAACUAGGUCAGAAAGUGCAGUACUUCCUGAAAGAAUAACUGUAGCUUAAUCAUUAAUGUCACAAACAGAAAUGAAGUGGACCCUUCUUUGGGUAAAGGUUGAUGGGAGAGAAGCAGGAGGAGGAGUGAGUAGAAGCUGGGAAAACAUGGUCAAAGUCUAAGAUGGAGUUUAGGGAGGAAAGGGUAGAGUUUCUCCUGGUCUUAUUUGUCAAUAACUCAAAUAGGUAAUGUAAGAAUUUUAUGAGGGAGAGAGUCAUAGGUUCUCAUAUUCUAAAAUAAAAUAAUUCAUUCUCCUGUUUCCUGACUUCUUUUUUGGUUUAGUCCUCAUUUUUCUUAUUGCUCUCUAGCCAUUCUUUUCCUUUUUCUUUUGAUUGACAUCUAGAUGGGCACCGUACUCUCUUGUUCUUUUACCUCUUUGACUUAGCAAAAAUAAUACUGUCUAAAAUGUAUCUAUCAUUGUCAUCUCUGUUCUUGUUCCUCCUCUGAUAAGAACUAAAUAUUAUAUUCUGGAGUCAUUUGGGAGUCCAUUCACUGAAAAUUAAGAAAUAUGAUGUUUAUAAUGGUUCCUAGAAAAUAACUGGCUCAUAAUUUUUACACAAAUUAAAUUUUAUUUACUAAUUAAAUGAUGGAUUCAUCUUGAAGUGAGAAAAUGAAAACACAGGGAAUGAAUUUAGCAAAGGAGAAGAAUGAUUCCCAAAUGUACAUCACCAACCCUUUCCUUUUGUUUUCUUCAGCUCCACCUCUUUAAUUGCUUAUAAGACAUUUCUAGUUGAACUUUAUUAUGCUGAAAACCAAAAAUCAACAUUUUUUGUAUCUCUCCAAAUUCUGUUUGGAGAUAACUUUCCCUCUUUGAUGCAUUUCAUUUCUCCUACAUUGCUAUGUUUUUAUUUCUAUAGUUUCCAUUCCUAAGUAAUGACCACAGGCAUUACUGAUACUAAUCUGUAGUGGCAUAGUGAAAAUUCCAGAUCUGCCACUUACUGGCCACAUGACUUUGGACAAAUUACAUAACCUCUUAGGACAUUAGUUCCUAUAAAAUGGGGAUAGUAGUAAGAAUUAGAACAUGUAGAUAUAAUAUAUAUGUGUGUGUGUGUGUGUGUGUGUGUGUAUAAACCUUCCCCACAAUAGGUGUGCAAUAAAUGGUAGCUAUUAUUACCCUGAAAUCGAUUUCAAAAUCUGCUCUAAGCUAUGCUCCAGGCAUUGUGUUCUUAACUAAUUUUCACUCAUUUGAAAUUUUCCAGCAUUAUACUGUCUCAUCCCGUGAUGUGUUAUUCUCACUCCCCUGUGACAUAAAUGUUCUUUUGAACUAGUCUCUGAGACCCAAUCCUUCCUUUCUCUAUAGCUUUCUGCUUUGCAGGCGGCUGCUGACGCCUGACACCCACAGGGUUAAACCUAGUUGCUGAAGCCACCCCCUCUUCCCCUCCCAGUCCCCCUUUUCACAGUAGCCUGGCAGCUGUCCCAACUGCCUACCGAAGCCAAAUGCUUGAAGAGAGAGAGAGUAAGGAGCCAGCCAUGAAUCUCUUCCAGACAAAUGAGUUCAAGGAAACUCCUUUUUUACCUGUCUCCCCUGAAGAGGUACCACCUCGACCCCCCAGCUUUCCAAAGAAGCCAUCUCCGAAAAUCUGUGGCUCCAACUAUCCACUGAGUAUUGUCUUCAUUGUGGUGAAUGAAUUCUGUGAGCGCUUUUCCUAUUAUGGCAUGAAAGCUGUGCUGACCCUGUAUUUCCUGUAUUUCCUGCACUGGAGUGAAGACACUUCCACAUCUGUAUACCAUGCCUUCAGCAGCCUCUGUUAUUUCACUCCCAUCCUGGGAGCAGCCAUUGCUGACUCAUGGUUGGGAAAAUUCAAGACAAUCAUCUAUCUCUCCUUGGUGUAUGUGCUUGGCCAUGUGAUCAAGUCCAUGGGUGCCUUACCAAUACUGGGGGGACAAAUGUUACACACAGUCCUGUCAAUGGUCGGCUUGAGUCUAAUAGCUUUGGGGACAGGAGGUAUCAAACCCUGUGUGGCAGCUUUUGGUGGAGACCAGUUUGAAGAAAAACAUGCAGAGGAACGGACUAGAUACUUCUCAGUCUUCUACCUCUCCAUCAAUGCAGGGAGCUUGAUUUCUACAUUUGUCACACCCAUGCUGAGAGGAGAUGUGCAAUGUUUUGGGAAAGACUGCUAUGCAUUGGCUUUUGGAGUUCCAGGAUUGCUUAUGGUGAUAGCUCUUGUUGUGUUUGCAAUGGGAAGCAAAAUAUACAGAAAACCACCUCCUGAAGGAAACAUAGUGACUCAAGUUGUCAAAUGUAUCUGGUUUGCCAUUUCCAACCGUUUCAAGAACCGUUCUGCGGACAUUCCAAAGCGAGAGCACUGGCUGGACUGGGCAGCUGAGAAAUACCCAAGGCAGCUCAUUAUGGAUGUGAAGGCACUGACCAGGGUACUGUUUCUUUAUAUCCCAUUGCCCAUGUUCUGGGCUCUUUUGGAUCAGCAGGGCUCACGAUGGACCUUGCAAGCCACCAGGAUGAAUGGGAAUUUGGGUUUUUUUGUGCUUCAGCCUGACCAGAUGCAGGUACUAAAUCCCUUUUUGGUUCUUAUCUUCAUCCCACUGUUUGACUUUAUCAUUUAUCCUCUGGUCUCCAAGUGUGGCAUUAACUUCACAUCACUUAGGAAAAUGGCUGUUGGUAUGAUCCUAGCAUGCCUGGCCUUUGCAGUUGCUGCUACUGUAGAGAUAAAAAUUAAUGAAAUGGCCCCACCCCAACCAGAUUCCCAAGAGAUUUUCCUACAAGUCUUGAAUCUGGCAGAUAAUGAGGUGAAGGUUACAGUGCUGGGAGAUGAAAACAACUCUCUGUUGGCAGAGUCCAUCAAAUCCUUUCAGAAAAUGCCACACUAUUCCAAACUCCACCUGAAGACAAAAAGCCAGAAUUUCCACUUCCAACUGAAAUAUCACAAUUUGUCUGUCUACACUGAGCAUUCUGUGGAGGAGAAAAAAUGGUACACUCUGAUCAUUCGAGAAGAUGGGAAAAGUAUUUCUAGCAUGAUGGUAAAGGAUGAAGAAAACAAAACAACCAAUGGGAUGACAGCCAUGAGGUUUGUUAACACUUUGCAUGAAGAGAUCAACAUCUCCCUGGGUACAGAUACCUCCCUCAGUGUUGAAGAAGACUAUGGUGUGUCUGCUUACAGAACUGUGCAAAGAGGAGAAUAUUCUGCGGUGCCUUGUAGAACAAAAAAUGAGGAAUUUUCACUGAAUUUGGGUCUACUAGACUUUGGUGCAGCUUAUCUGUUUGUUAUUACUAAUAGCACCAGUCAGGGUCCUCAGGCCUGGAAGAUGGAAUAUAUCCCAGCCAACAAAAUGUCCAUCGCAUGGCAGCUACCACAAUAUGCCCUUGUUACAGCUGGGGAGGUCAUGUUCUCUGUCACAGGACUUGAGUUUUCUUAUUCUCAGGCUCCCUCUAGCAUGAAGUCUGUACUCCAGGCAGCCUGGUUGUUGACAGUUGCAGUUGGGAACAUCAUCGUGCUUAUUGUGGCACAGUUCAGCAGCCUGGUACAGUGGGCCGAAUUCAUUUUGUUUUCCUGCCUCCUGCUGGUGGUCUGCCUGAUCUUCUCCAUCAUGGGCCACUACUAUGUUCCUAUAAAGCUAGAGGAUAUUCAGGGGUCAGCAGAUAAGCAGAUUCCCCAAAUCCAAGGAAACAUGAUCAACCUGGAGACCAAGAAGACAAAGCUCUAAUGACUCCCUGGACUCUGCCCAGACCCCAAUUCCUGACUCUGAUCUUGGCCAUCACCAUCUUUAAGCAUUUCUUACUCCGACUUGGUUAGAAAAGAGAAGUAGUGUCAUAUCUGAGCUAAUCUCCUCUAUUUUUCUCCCAUGAUAGAGGCAGUUCUAGGACUGGGUUUUUCAGUACAUUAUAGCAAGUCCCCUGAGACUCUAUGUCUUCCCAUCUCUCAGUGAACUCGGUAAACCUUGUGUAGUGUUGCUGAAGCUGGCCUGCUACCUCCAAAUGGCCAUGAAAAACACAAAUGUAAAAUUGAGGUUAGUCUCUGUGGUUAUCAAAGUUAUGUAGGAAUUGUUUUACCUGCCAUUUAGAACUGAUGACCCCACUUUUUGAAGUGCUGAUUUAGAGGCAAAAUUGCAGAAUAACAGAGAAAUGGUAUUUCAAGUUUCUUCAUUAGCAGUGUAAUUGUACUGUGUACAAGGACCUCAAGAAUUGGUAUGUCUGGUGUGAUCUGGUCCAGGGCCUGGCUUCUCAGGUAUCCAGAUUUGAUAAGACCGUAGUUAAUUUUUCAGUACAGAGAGUAGGAAACAAAAUGACAUUUUAUUAACACAUAGGAGAAGAUAUAUCUUUCUGACAAUUACAGUAUUUUAUCCACUAACCCAAAUCCCCUUUCUCAGUACUGAUAGAUAUUUGGAAACCAAAUUAAAGAUAGUAAACAUGGCUCUGGAAAAGAGAACAAGUAUAAAUUGCAGAAGUCCUGAUGAGCCAUUUCUUCUACAGUGUACAUUCUUCUUAGGGACUACAAUGUUUCAGCCCUAGAGUACGCCCUCCUGUGGACAGCUGUGUAGACACUAAUUAUAAUUUUCCACCCCUGCCUUUUCAAUGUUGUUGGGCCAGCUUUGUCUUAUUAUUGCAUCAUCUUGCUUAUUGCAACAAGUAUUUAAUAACAACAGUAUUUUUAUGAACAUAACUUCCUUUUUUAUUAGUACUUCCUUCGGCCUCAAAGUAGUGGAUCUGUUUUGAUAAUUUUUCCUGUUUUACUUUUCCCAAAAUUUUUAAAUGCCAUUUCUUCAUUUAGGCCUAGAUUUUCCUGUUUAUUAAAAAAAAAAAGUUAUAUUAAUACUCUAGGUUUGAGCUUCUAAAAUGGCAGUGCUCCAUGGGGGACAUGGUCCCAUAUCAGGAUUCUAACAAAAUGUGGGGGUUGAGGGAAGGAGUGGUAGAACAUGACAGGUUUUUGUUUGUUGCUGUGUUGGCGAAAGAAGUUGAGAAAUAUUACCUUGCACACAAUGAAUGAAUCAGUGGACAAACAUGGGAAUAUCAUGACUCUACAGUGUAUUGCUGGGGGAAAAGUUCAGAACAGUUGUCCUAGAGAGCCUCAUUUCCAUUGGUUUUGCUCCAUUAUUCUCAUCUAGAACUGUGUUGAGUCAGUCUCACGUUAUAAACGUAACAAGGAAAGUUGCUUAAGUUUCCCAAGCUUUAAUACUCUAGUCUUAGUUACCAAGUUUUCCGAAGUACCGAAGUGACAGCAACACCAUCCAGUUUCCACAGAUAUCUUAAUGUGAACCUGACUGUGCUUCUUCAGAAGAUUCUCUGUUCAUUUUUGAGCAGCUUUAACUCAAUCUGUUCUAUGAACUAUUGUUUCAAGAGAUAGUAACAGUGCUCUGUGAAUAAAAGUUUUUAUGGAUAAAUAA
Orcinus orca (killer whale) is the source of this 6186-nucleotide messenger RNA. It is a transcript of the gene SLC15A2, whose product is annotated as solute carrier family 15 member 2. Bases 2287 to 4509 code for a protein of 740 amino acids. Gene Ontology annotation, biological process: transmembrane transport; oligopeptide transport. Lineage: Eukaryota; Metazoa; Chordata; Mammalia; Artiodactyla; Delphinidae. The record is from RefSeq and is a predicted model, not a curated record. Gene Ontology annotation, cellular component: membrane. Gene Ontology annotation, molecular function: dipeptide transmembrane transporter activity. The transcript has 22 exons.